Molecule: messenger RNA, 2056 nt
Organism: Bufo bufo (common toad)
Lineage: Eukaryota; Metazoa; Chordata; Amphibia; Anura; Bufonidae
Gene: SPPL2B
Product: signal peptide peptidase like 2B
Exons: 15
Coding region: 102-1919 (605 amino acids)
Biological process (GO): membrane protein proteolysis
Cellular component (GO): lumenal side of endoplasmic reticulum membrane; Golgi-associated vesicle membrane; cytoplasmic side of endoplasmic reticulum membrane
Molecular function (GO): aspartic endopeptidase activity, intramembrane cleaving
Source: RefSeq, a predicted model, not a curated record
CGCUCACUGCGCAUGUGCACAGCAUGGCGCUGAGUACCAGCUGACUGGCAGUAUCCUUGCUUCUGUGUAUGUCAUCCCGGGCACACGGGCAGUAAGGAGCCAUGAAGACUGCCAUGUUCCUCCUGUCGUGGAUAGCCAUAGUGCCCCAGGUACUUUGUGAAUAUGGGAUGGCUCAUGUUACAUCAGAUAAAAGCGAGGGCAGUGCCAAAGAUUACUGUAUUCUUUUCAACUCCGAAUGGGCCCACCUGCCUCAUGACCUCACCAAAGCUGCCUUGCUCCAUCUUCAGGAUCAGACCUCAUCUGUGCUUUGUUCUCCUACGGAUGUUCCUGAUGGUGGAUUCAGUAAUAGUAUCCCCAUGGUAAUGAGAGGAAAUUGUACUUUCUAUGAAAAGGUACGACUCGCGCAGAUCAAUGGUGCUCGUGGAUUGCUGAUCGUCAGUCGGGAGAGGCUGGUCCCUCCUGGAGGUAACCGAAGCCAUUAUGAGGAGAUUGACAUUCCUGUGGCCCUUCUUAGUUAUACAGAUAUGCUAGAUAUCAGUAAGACAUUUGGCCAGGCUGUAAAAGUGGCGAUGUAUGCACCAAAUGAACCUGUUGUGGACUACAACAUGGUCAUCAUUUUUAUAAUGGCUGUAGGAACCGUUGCUACUGGCGGCUGCUGGGCUGCAAACAGAGAUGUUAAGAAGAGCUAUAUGAAACACAAGAGGGACGAUGGAGCAGAUAAGAAACAUGAUGAUGAAACUGUGGAUGUCACUCCUAUCAUGAUCUGUGUGUUUGUCAUUAUGUGUUGCUCUAUGCUGGUCCUUCUGUUUAACUUCUAUGACCGCUUAGUUUAUAUAAUCAUUGGAAUAUUCUGCUUGGCUGCAUCAAUUGGGCUGUACAGCUGCCUUUCUCCAUUUGUCCGAAUGAUUCCGUAUGGGAAGUGCAGAGUACCAGAAAAUAAUCUGCCUUACUUCCGUAAUCGCCCACCUGUCUGGAAACUCCUUCUAGCAAGCUUCUGUAUUGCUGUCAGUGUGUUAUGGGGAGUGUAUAGAAAUGAAGACCAAUGGGCUUGGAUACUCCAGGAUAUUCUUGGCAUAGCUUUUUGUCUCUACAUGUUGAAGGCAAUUCGCCUGCCCACAUUUAAGAGCUGCACACUACUCUUGCUUGUUCUCUUUGUAUAUGAUGUCUUCUUCGUGUUUAUCACACCAUUUUUUACAAAGAGUGGUGAGAGUAUCAUGGUUGAAGUGGCUGCAGGUCCAUCAGAUUCAUAUACUCAGGAAAAGCUUCCAAUGGUCCUGAAAGUGCCAAGAUUAAACGCUUCACCAUUGGCCCUCUGUGACAGGCCAUUCUCUCUUCUGGGUUUUGGAGACAUAUUAGUGCCAGGUCUCUUAGUGGCUUAUUGUCAUAGAUUUGACAUUCUGAUUCAGUCUUCAAGGAUCUAUUUUCUGGCUUGCACUAUUGCCUAUGGAAUAGGUCUGCUUGUGACUUUUGUGGCACUAGCUCUUAUGCAAAGGGGACAACCUGCUCUCCUCUACCUAGUCCCCUGCACCCUCCUCACAAGUCUGGCUGUGGCCCUUUGGCGGAAGGAACUUCCCUUGUUCUGGACUGGCAGCGGCUUUGUGCAGAAAGACCUACCAGAUCCUAACCCCAUUAUCGCUCCUAUUGGGUCAGAAGCCUGUUUAAGCCAGCACAGUGAUAUCAAAGAUCCUGCAGCAAACCACAACCACGACCCUGCCACAGAGCCACAGCAAGAAGACACUACUAGAUCUCCUGUGGAUGGACAGCUGUGCCUGGCUACAGACAGGACUGUGGUAAAGACCGAGGAAGAAGAGCAACUGAACUCUGGAUCUGCAAGAACCGUAGAAAACCAGCUGACCCAGGGCGUAGACCGUGCCAUCUCAGAUAGCUCAGUAAAAGCUAUAAAUCAGAAUGUUGAAUAAGCCACUGCUGCACACCUUUAUCCCCAACACAGGCAGGACCACAUUGAAACCCUUCUCUCCAAAGGUGGGUCAACGCAGACAGGACCAGGUCAUACUGCGAGGAAUGUAACUGAUAUAUACUUCCCUCUUCACUUAAU